This is a messenger RNA of Alosa alosa (allis shad), 1124 nucleotides long. RefSeq names its product beta-crystallin A1-2-like. Gene Ontology annotation, biological process: visual perception; lens development in camera-type eye. The transcript has 6 exons. The record is from RefSeq and is a predicted model, not a curated record. The coding region runs from base 63 to 662 and encodes 199 amino acids. Gene Ontology annotation, molecular function: structural constituent of eye lens. NCBI's taxonomy places the organism in Eukaryota, Metazoa, Chordata, Actinopteri, Clupeiformes, Clupeidae.
GGUAUCCAGUCAGCGCACACAGCUCAUUAUUUGGGUCUGUUAGUAAUCAGGAAUCAGAUAAAAUGGCUCUGACAAAUCCCAUGAACCCCAUGCCUAUGGGCCCUUGGAAGAUCACCGUGUACGACCAGCAGCACUUCCAGGGUAGGCGCAUGGAGUUCACCUCCUGUUGCCAGAACAUUAUGGAGUGCGGCAUGGAGAACAUCCGUUCCCUGAAGGUGGAGUGUGGCGCCUGGGUGGGUUAUGAGCACUCCAGCUACUGUGGCCAGCAGUUCAUCCUGGAGAGGGGAGACUACCCUUGCUGGGAGGCAUACAGCGGCAGCAACGCCUAUCACAUCGAGAGGAUGAUGUCCUUCCGCCCCAUCUAUUCCGCUAGCCACAAGGAGUGCCGCAUGGUUGUGUAUGACAGCCCUAACUUCAUGGGCAAGCAGUGGGAGAUGUGCGAUGACUACCCCUCUCUUCAGGCCAUGGGCUGGGGCAUGAGUGAGGUCGGCUCUAUGAUGGUGCAGAGUGGAGCCUGGGUGUGCUACCAGUAUCCUGGUUACCGUGGACACCAAUACAUCAUGGAGUGUGACUGCCACGGAGGAGAGUACAAGCACUACAGAGAGUUUGGCUCCCACGCUCAGACCUUCCAGAUCCAGUCCAUCCGUAGAAUCCAGCAGUGAGAAGACUCUCCUGUGCCCUUCCUUCCUUUCUUCUUUCCCUUCGCCCUUCGCUUCCUUAACGCUCCCCGCCCUCCCACACCUGAUCCCCCCUUUCAUGACUCCUCCUCCAUUUUACUGCUCCUAGCCCUGCAGGUCUGGCUAGACCACAAGGACCACAGGCCCCAAGACCUGGUGGUGCACCACUGAAACAUUGUUCACAGCACUUUGUACCCAUCACUUCAGGAAAGAUAGGAUGUGAGAAAAAAGACAGAAAGAAAGUAAAAAAAACAGAAAGGAAUAAGUCAGAAGGAACGACAAACCACCUGUAAGAAUUGCCAGAAUCACAGAACGGCUGUGGUGUGGCAGGCUGCCUCAGACACGGCUCCUCUUGUUCAUCAUCACACGUCAUGAUUGUAACAUCUGCAGUCACUGUGGUAACCAUGGUAACGAGAUCGAUGAAUAAAGAGAGUGAGCAAAUCAGAA